Messenger RNA from Dipodomys spectabilis (banner-tailed kangaroo rat), 825 nucleotides. RefSeq names its product marginal zone B and B1 cell specific protein (gene Mzb1). Gene Ontology annotation, cellular component: extracellular region; endoplasmic reticulum chaperone complex. Gene Ontology annotation, biological process: regulation of B cell proliferation. NCBI's taxonomy places the organism in Eukaryota, Metazoa, Chordata, Mammalia, Rodentia, Heteromyidae. The record is from RefSeq and is a predicted model, not a curated record. The transcript has 4 exons. The coding region runs from base 40 to 606 and encodes 188 amino acids.
CAACCACAGCCCACGCUCGCUGAGCCGACUCCAGAGACCAUGAAGCUGCCACUGCCACUGUUGCUGCUGUUGGGUGCCUGGGCUAUCCCAGGGACCCUUGGAUCCAGUGCCUCACUUUCAGCUACUGCCCCACAGUUAGAUGAGGAGGAGAAGUACUCAGCCCACAUGCCUGUUCACAUGCAGUGUGAUGCCUGUAGGGCUGUGGCCUACCAGAUGUGGCAACAUUUGGCAAAAGCAGAGGCCAAGCUUCAUAUUCCAGACUCCAGGGGGCGGCUGGAGCUGACUGAGUCGGUUUACAUGGACGUCCUGGACCAGAGUUGCUCCCAGAGCUGGCAAGACUAUGGGGUCCGAGAAGUGAACCAGGUGAAACGUCUCAUGGGCCCAGGACUUGGCAAGGAGCCUCAACCGAGAAUCAGAGUGGUGGUAACCGGGGGGCCCUGGCCCAGCAGGCUCUCCAAAACAUGCCUGUACUACCUGGGAGAGUUUGGAGAAGACCUAAUCUACGAAACACACCAACAAGGCCAAGAGGCUCUGGAGGCACUGCUGUGUGAAGGUCCUCAUGGGGUCUGCAUCGAGGAGGCACCAGUCUCAAGAGAAGAGCUCUAGUCCAUGAUUCUUCCUGCCCCUAAGGAGAACCUGAAGCCUCUCCAAGAUCUUUCUUAUACGUACCUAUCAGCACUGGGAAACCAUUCCCCCACCCCACCUGAGAACAGGAGGUCUGACUCAGUGCAGUUACUCUCCUCCCUGCUCACCCCAGGGCACUAGGUCUGACAGGGGACAAGGCCUGCAGCCUCUAGAUUCAAAUAAAACCCAGUGGCCUUGAAA